Messenger RNA from Linderina pennispora, 506 nucleotides. RefSeq lists its product as uncharacterized. The record is from RefSeq and is a predicted model, not a curated record. NCBI's taxonomy places the organism in Eukaryota, Fungi, Kickxellomycota, Kickxellomycetes, Kickxellales, Kickxellaceae. Bases 24 to 506 code for a protein of 160 amino acids. The transcript has a single exon.
CUCGUUCCUUUAAUCUCUACACUAUGUCGCUGCCCACAAAUCUGUCUGAUGCCGAGCUGCUCCAGGCCCUCAAUGACCGCCAGAGCCGCACAAACGCCUACCUGUACUACGGGAUCCAGGUGCAGCCGCGGAUCACCCAUGUUGACCAAGCGAACUGCGAGAUGAGAUGCGAAAUCCUGGUCACAGAGAACGACAUUGGCGCAUCCGGCACCUUGGACGAAGGCUGGUUAGGCACUGUCACUGAUAACACCACGGCCAUCAUUAUCGGUGUCAUGGGGGAGCGCGGUCGGGCAUCGGUUUCGACGGCGAUCUCUGUCCAGGGCGUCAUGCCAGUACGCCCCAACACCCUGGUCGAGAUGUGCUGCAAGCUGACCAACCGCGGCGGAAUCCAGCCCCAUGCCACCGCCGUGUUCAGGGACAAGAUGAAGCCCGAAACCGUCUAUGCCGUGGGGAGCCAUACAAAGUUCUACAAGAACAACCUGGUUGUCACGCAGCCUAAAAUCUGA